GCUAGCUAGUCAAAUGAACAAGACCUGACUUUAUGCACUGUACUAUAUGCAUGUAUUAGAGCCAAAUAUUAGCCCACACACACCAAAGGCAGAUGGAAUCUUCAAAAUUAAAGUAUUAAAUUCCUUCUCCAACCUCCAUUUUUUUACCAAAUCUCUCUUACUGGGUACUUCUCUUUUCAUUUCUAUAUAGAAAUUAUUAUGAGCUAGAGCUCUAGUCCAUGCCAUAAGAUCUGUGAAACUCAACCCCUAGAGAAUAAUAGGGUUUACCAGAUAUUUGUGUAUAUAAUAUGGCUGGUUCUGGUUUGGUACUUCAGUUGCAGCAGCAAUUGGGAGAUUACACAGAUUCACUGUUUAAUGAGGGUUUCUUAGAUGAUCAAUUUAACCAACUUCAGCAACUCCAAGAUGAAAGCAACCCAGAUUUUGUGGUUGAAGUAGUUUCUCUCUUUUUUGAAGAUUCUGAUAGGCUUCUUAAUGAACUGGCCAAAGCUCUGGAUUAUCAGAAUACUGAUUUUAGAAAGGUGGAUGCCCAUGUUCACCAGUUGAAGGGUAGCAGCUCCAGCAUUGGAGCUCAGAGAGUUCAAAGAGUCUGCAUUGCAUUCCGUAACUACUGUGAGGCACAGAACGUUGAAGGGUGCUUAAACUGUCUGCAACAAGUGAAACAAGAAUACACCCUUGUGAAAAACAAGCUUGAAACCUUGUUCAAGUUGGAGCGACAGCUUUUGGCCGCACGAGGGUCAUCAUUUCCGAUGUAGUUUUUUCGAUCAUAGAUUCUCAUGAAGAUACAUGAUCAUCAUCUUCAUCAUCAUCAUCAUCAUCUUCUUCAUCAUCAUCAACGGAGAGUAGUUUUAGCUUAAUCUUAUUAUGGUUCUGCAUGCGUCUGUAAAUUAUUAAUAUAUUUUGUCUACUCCUUUCUUUAUAUAUUUCUCUCUUAUAGCUGGUUGCCCUUAGUUUGAACUUAAUUAUAUUAGUCUUUCAUCUUAUUAUUAAGAACAAUAUGUUGAAUUUUCGAGUGAAUAAAUCUUUUCCAUUUCUAGUA
Molecule: messenger RNA, 1036 nt
Organism: Humulus lupulus (European hop)
Lineage: Eukaryota; Viridiplantae; Streptophyta; Magnoliopsida; Rosales; Cannabaceae
Product: histidine-containing phosphotransfer protein 1-like
Exons: 6
Coding region: 288-752 (154 amino acids)
Biological process (GO): cytokinin-activated signaling pathway; phosphorylation; phosphorelay signal transduction system
Cellular component (GO): nucleus; cytoplasm
Molecular function (GO): histidine phosphotransfer kinase activity; protein histidine kinase binding
Source: RefSeq, a predicted model, not a curated record